Messenger RNA from Penicillium argentinense, 483 nucleotides. RefSeq lists its product as uncharacterized. The transcript has a single exon. Lineage: Eukaryota; Fungi; Ascomycota; Eurotiomycetes; Eurotiales; Aspergillaceae. The coding region runs from base 1 to 483 and encodes 160 amino acids. The record is from RefSeq and is a predicted model, not a curated record.
AUGAAGUUCACCUUUGCAUUGUCGGCUUUUAUCGGGCUCGCCCUGGCCACCGCUAUCCCUGAGACGCACAUUCUCGCCCGUCGCGACCCAAGCGACAAGUCCGGUAACUCCCAAUUCGUCCUGCAGUGCGAGGGAGUCACCAUUCCCAACCAGGGUGGCGCCAAUGGCGAAGGCGAGGGAGGCACCGGCUACUUCUACAGCAAUAUGCUGUUCAACGCGCAGGGCACCAAGAUCGAUCCUGUCGCCUGUACCGACCAAGACUCCUUCUGCAGUAACUGUCUUUUCUCUGGUGGUGGUCUUAGCUCGGACACCAACGUUACCGGCUGCUGGAACCCUCCUGCUGGACAAUCUGGAUGCAGUAUCUCUUUUGCCUACAAUGGAUACGACUAUGACAGCCAGGACAAGCAGCCGACUUGUGGUCAUCAGUCCGGAUUUGAGCCCUUCUCGUUUGAUCUGAGUGCUAUCUGUUACUUCAAUGUAUAA